This is a messenger RNA of Saccostrea cuccullata (small rock oyster), 1904 nucleotides long. Its product is annotated as tripartite motif-containing protein 2-like. The record is from RefSeq and is a predicted model, not a curated record. The coding region runs from base 1 to 1728 and encodes 575 amino acids. Lineage: Eukaryota; Metazoa; Mollusca; Bivalvia; Ostreida; Ostreidae. The transcript has a single exon. Gene Ontology annotation, molecular function: zinc ion binding.
AUGGCAUUAUCUAAAGUGGAUAUUCCCCGCUGGGCCCAGCACUUUUUAGAAUGUGGCAUUGAAGAAUGUGAAAGAAACUGUGAAUUCUAUUGCAACCCUUGUCAUCAAAGAUUGUGCAAACAAUGCAGCGAGGAACAUCUGAAAAGUCCAGAAAACAGGAACCAUGAGGUGGUCCUUUACCAGCAACGUAGACGACAACUUCCUGUGAAGAAAUGUAAGAUCCACCCCACUAAAGAUGUGGACAUCCUCUGUGAAGAAUGCCAGAUUCCAUUAUGUUCUAAAUGUGCUACAAUGGGAGACCACGAAAGGCAUAAAUUUGUUGAUCUUGAAAUAGUCUACACAGAAAAAUAUACACUCUUCCAACAGGAAAUCUCCAAAAUUCAAGAGUACUUUCUCCCCACAUCACAAGAUUUACAGAAAGAAAUUAAAAAUGAUUCCUCACAAAUCAAACACAUCAUGGACAACAUCAGAACAUCCAUGAAGACUGAAGGUGAGACCCUGAAAAGUCUGGUUGACACAGUCAUAUCUGAGAACAUGAAGCAGUUAGACCAGAUAGAGCAUUCACUGUUAGAAGAUCUAAAAACCCAAGACAAGACCAUGGAUGAUUACAUCACUUAUCUUAAUAACCUUGCCAUAGAGCUCCACAGAUGCCUGUCCUCUACAGAAACCCAGAAAUUAAUGUCUGAGAAAAAACCAAAGAUCCGAUCCAUACCAGAGACAACAAAACCAGUCACACCAGGAUUUACUGCUGGUCAAUACAGCAAAGGUGAUGUCACCAAGUUACUUGGUAAAAUAUAUGUCCCCAGCACUAAAGCAGAAAAGAGAGAAAUAAGGCCCAUUGAAAGUGUCUACAAUACAUCAGUGAAACUUACACAUAAACAGAUGAAAGAAGACAGAAAGAAAUCUGACAAGAAACAAACAAUGUCUCUAUCAGCCUCUGUCACCAAGGUCAGGGAGUUAAAUGUACCAGAUGUUGAUAAUGUAUUCCAUGUAUCACUAGAUCAAUCAGACAGACUCUGGAUCAGUGACAUGAAUGGUAAUCUUGUCCAAACAGAUCUACAGGGGAAUGUGAUACAGAAGAUAAAAACCAGUGGUGAUCGUGGUUACCACACAGUGACACAGGGCAGGGAUCUGAUCUUUACAGACCAAUACAAGAAAGUCAUCAAUAGGAUAACACAGGAUAAUAAAAUCACUGAAUUCAUUAAAACUGGAGACUGGACACCACUCAGCAUACACUCCUCCCACAUCAACGGGGACUUACUGUUGGGGAUGAGGUAUGGGUAUGGAGAGGGUAAAGUCACCAGGUACAACAAGACAGGAAAAGAACUACAGAAUAUACAGAGGGAUAGCAAAGGAUGGGAACUGUAUAGAUAUCCACACUACAUAACAGAAAACAUCAAUGGAGAUAUCUGUACAUCAGAUAAUAAAGCAGUAGUGGUGGUGAAUAAAUCAGGACAACACAGGUUCUCCUACACAGGUCAGGGGUCAGAUUUCCGUCCCUAUGGAAUCUGUACUGAUGUCCUCGGUCACAUCCUGGUGUGUGAUUGUUUCCCUGAAUCUGUUCACCUCCUUGAUCAGGAUGGUCAGUUUUUGUUUCUAUUACUCACACAACAACAAGGGGUACACCGUCCCCGUAGUGUGUCUGUGGAUGAUGAGAACAAUCUCUAUGUGGGACAAUAUGACACCAACACACUGACAGUGUUUAAGUACAGAAUGUAUUUACAGUGAAAAAUAACAUUGCAGUUAAGUACAUAUAUUCUUUUAUACAACCAUUCUGUGUGUUUACAUGUCAUUGCACAGUAUUAUUAAACAAGUAGACAUUUUGAAUCGUGUGUAUCAGUGGUAUUCUAGAAAUAUAUUGUUUUGAGUUACACAAUAACUGAUUUUAAUAGACACUAUAGUUU